Messenger RNA from Coregonus sp. 'balchen', 16163 nucleotides. Lineage: Eukaryota; Metazoa; Chordata; Actinopteri; Salmoniformes; Salmonidae. The record is from the annotation of a GenBank genome assembly.
GUGGGCUCUCACAGGGAGGAUGGUGGCGUGGGCAUCCAUCCCAUCAGACCCAACCAAGUGCCAGUCCCCCAGCUCCCCCAGCAGUCUGCCACGUCACCAAAUCUACACCAGACUGAUACAUACCGGGGUGAGUACCAUAUCGGGGGGGGGGGGAGAGGGGGAGGGAGGAGAGGGGGGGAGGGGUAGAGGGGGGGGGAGAGGGUGGUUGGGGGGGGGGAGAGGGGUGGAGGGGGAGGGUGCGGGGGAUGUGGGGGGGGGAGAGGGUGGGUGGGGGGGGGGGAGAGUGGGGGGGGAGAGGACGAGGGGGUGGUGGGGGGGAGAGGGUGGGGGAGUUGGGUUUUUGUGGGUGGUGGGGGGUGAGAGGGGGGGGGAUGAGGGGUGGUGUUGGGGGGGAGAGGGGGGGCGGAGGGGGUGGGAGAGGUGGGGAGAGCGGUGGCGGAGCGGGGUGGGGACGAGGGUGGGGGGGCGAGAGGGUGUGUGUGGGGGGGGAGAGGGUGGGGACGAGGGUGGGGGGGAGAGGUUGGGGAGAGGGUGGGGGAGAGGGUGGCGGGGAGAGGGGGGUGGGGACCCGAGGGGCGUGGGUGGGGGAGAGGGGGGGGAGAGGAGGGGCGUGGGGGAUGGGGGGCGGGAGAGGGUGGUGGGGCGGGUGUGGGGGGGGGAUGAGUGUGGGGGAGAGGGAGAGGGUGGGGAUGAGGGUGGGGAGAGGGUGGGGAGAGGGGUGUGUGGGGGGGGAGAGGGUGGGGGGAGGGUGGGGAGAGGGUGUGUGUGGGGGGGAGGGAGGGGACCCUAGGGGAGAGGGUGGGGAGAGGGUGGGGCAUGAGGGUGGGGGAGAGGGUGGGGGAGAGGGUGUGUGGUUGGGGGGGAGGAGGGGUGGGGGAGGGGAGGGGUGGGAUAGGGUGUGUGUGGGGGGGAGAGGGUGGGGGAGGAGGGAGAGGGUGGGGGAUGAGGGUGUGCGUGAUAGUAAUUCUAGUAGAAAAAACUAAUAGUGAAAAACAAACAUUUGAAUAGAUUAAAUAUUUUUUUGUCAAGCUAACCAUAGAGCCACAUUCAUACAUUACAAACAAUAUAAUCAGUGCACUUGGCAGGGUCCAAAUGUGAAUGUGUGAGUAAUUAUGAUUAAACAGAGAAAACACUAUCUAUUUCAAAUAUUAAUAUGUAAAAGGAAAUUGUAUAUGACCGAUGCUGUGAAGUGAAUUAGCCCUGAGGCCUGUCUAAAGACUGGAAAUUUCUUCCUUGGCAUCAUAUCGUCCUGAGGCCCUCGCCAACUGCACGCACACACACACACACACACACACACACACACACACACACACAACUAGUGGUCCUGAGGCCCUCGCCAACUGCCUAAUGGGGUGUUGAACAGUAUAAAACAGAACGCAGAGAGAAACCUACUGGAGGAACACACAGUCUUAUAGAAUCCCUACACACACACACACACACACACACACACACACACACACACACACACACACACACACACACAUGCACAUGCAUACACACACACACACACACACACACACACACACACACACACACACACACACACACACAGACACACUACAGAGGCAGCUGAGACUGGAACUAGAAAUACUGUGCAUUAAAGUGUUACAGUGUACAGUCGUGGUCUAAAGUUUUGAGAAUGACACAAAUACUAAUUUUCACAAAGUCUGCUGCCUCAGUUUUGAUGAUGGCAAUUUGCAUAUACUCCAGAAUGUCAUGAAGAGUGAUCAGAUGAAUUGCAAUUAAUUGCAAAGUCCCUCUUCGCCAUGAAAAUGAACUUAAUCCCCCAAAAAACAUUUCCACUGCAUUUCAGCCCUGCCACAAAAGGACCAGCUCCCAUCAUGUCAGUGAUUCUUUCGUUAUCACAGGUGAGAGUGUUGACGAGGACAAGGCUGGAGAUCACUCUGUCAUGCUGAUUGAGUUAGAAUAACAGACUGGAAGCUUUAAAAGGAGGGUGGUGCUUGAAAUCAUUGUUCUUCCUCUGUUAACCAUGGUUACCUGCAAGGAAACACGUGCCGUCAUCAUUGCUUUGCACAAAAAGGGCUUCACAGGCAAGGAUAUUGCUGCUAGUAAGAUUGCACCUAAAUCAACCAUUUAUCGGAUCAUCAAGAACUUCAAGGAGAGAGAUUCAAUUGUUGUGAAGAAGGCGUCAGGGCGCCCAAGAAAGUCCAGCAAGUGCCAGGACCGUCUCCUAAAGUUGAUUCAGCUGCGGGAUCGGGGCACCACCAGUGCAGAGCUUGCUCAGGAAUGGCAGCAGGCAGGUGUGAGUGCAUCUGCACGCACAGUGAGGCGAAGACUUUUGGAGGAUGGCAUGGUGUCAAGAAGGGCAGCAAAGAAGCCACUUCUCUCCAAGAAAAACAUCAGGGACAGACAGAUAUUCUGCAAAAGGUACAGUGAUUGGACUGCUGAGGACUGGGGUAAAGACGUGAUCCGGAUCCUUAGCUUUAGAUAACACCUGGUCAGAACGUGAUCCGGAUCCUUAGCUUUAAAUAACACACGGGCAGAGACGUGAUCCGGAUCCGUAGCUUUAGAUAACACAUGGGCAGAAGGUGAUCCGGAUCCUUAGCAUUAGAUAACACAUGGGCAGAAGGUGAUCCGGAUCCUUAGCUUUAGAUAACACAUGGGCAGAGACGUGAUCCGGAUCCUUAGCUUUAGAUAACACAUGGGCAGAGACGUGAUCCGGAUCCUUAGCUUUAGAUAACACAUGGUCAGAACGUGAUCCGGAUCCUUAGCUUUAAAUAACACAUGGGCAGAGACGUGAUCCGGAUCCUUAGCUUUAGAUAACACAUGAUCAGAACGUGAUCCGGAUCCGUAGCUUUAAAAUAACACAUGAUCAGAAUGUGAUCCGGAUCCUUAGCUUUAAAAUAACACAUUGUCAGAACGUGAUCCGGAUCCGUAGCUUUAGAUAACACAUGGUCAGAAGGUGAUCCGGAUCCUUAGCUUUAAAUAACACAUGGUCAGAACGUGAUCCGGAUCCUUAGCUUUAGAUAACACAUGGGCAGAGACGUGAUCCGGAUCAUUAGCUUUAGAUAACACAUGGUCAGAACGUGAUCCGGAUCCUUAGCUUUAAAUAACACAUGGGCAGAGACGCGAUCCGGAUCCUUAGCUUUAAAUAACACAUGGUCAGAACGUGAUCCGGAUCCUUAGCUUUAGAUAACACAUGGUCAGAACGUGAUCCGGAUCCGUAGCUUUAAAUAACACAUGGGCAGAGACGUGAUCCGGAUCCUUAGCUUUAGAUAACACAUGGUCAGAACGUGAUCCGGAUCCGUAGCUUUAGAUAACACAUGGUCAGAAAGUGAUCCGGCUCCUUAGCUUUAAAUAACACAUGGUCAGAAUGUGAUCCGGAUCCUUAGGUUUAAAAUAACACAUGGUCAGAAUGUGAUCCGGAUCCUUAGCUUUAAAUAACACAUGGUCAGAACGUGAUCCGGAUCCUUAGCUUUAAAUAAUAAAUAACACAAUAACACAAAACUCUGGAUCCCUAGCCACAGCCUUAUUUUUUAUAGGACUAAGAUAAGGCCAAUGUAGAGUCAGAGGCGUCUUAUAAGGGUAUCACAAUAAGGUAGUGUGGGAAUAUUCUAGCACAACUAUUCCUGGCUAACCUAUGUCAUCACAGAAAGGACAAGGUCACUUUCUGCUCUUUGCUUGAGGACCUUUCAGGCCUUGUAGCAUAAACUAGCAAUGGUUAUGUGUGUCGCACAUAGGGAGGGACUGUGAACAGAGACACACAUAGGGUCACUGGCAGCGAGAGCCACAUACAGAGAGACAGUUACAGAGAGACAGAUACAGAGAGACAGAUACAGAGAGACAGAUACAGAGAGACAGAUACAGGCCCAUACAUACAGACUGACAGCAGCCAGACGGCCAUUUUGUUUCUCUUCUUCUCUGUGAUUGAGCCAUUGAGGGCAUUUUGAGGAAAUCUGUGCGAGACGAGGGGCUUCUUUUGUGAAAGUGUGUCUGUGUGUGUGUGUGUUAAUGUGUGUGUGUGUGUGUGUGUGUGUUUAUGUGUCUGUGUGUACGUGUGUGUGUGUGUGUGGUGUGUGUCUUUGUGUGUGUGUGUGGUGUGUGUCUGUGUGUCUGUGUGUGUUGUGUGUGUUGUGAGACGGUGUGGGAACAGUGUUUUAUGUUGACAGGGAUGUUGGCACAGGUCCAUGGAAUGACGUCAAACAAACAGAGAGCUGUAUUCUCCAGCUGGAUAGUGAUAGGGGAGGUGGGGGGGAGAGGAGGGGGAGGUGGGGGGAGAAGGGGCAGGGGGACACUGUGAGAACAUACAGUCAAACCCAUUUUUUGUCCGCAGAGCAGACACUCCCUCAGUCUCCCCCUCCCUUCCCUCCUCCUCCUCCCCCCUCCCACGAGAAACAGAUGAGUGUGCCUGGUAGACACAGUUUUCAGAGAGGCAGGCAUGCCAAACACACAUUAAUCUCUACUCUUUUGGGGUUUGCACCAAUGUUUGUUUUUAAUUUCCAGUCAUAUUUCUCUCUCCUUUCUGAUGAUUGAAGAGAUAAAAGUAGUGUCUGUCUGUCUGUCUGUUCUGGCACCACCUAAAAUAAACUCACUUUGGCAUGUCCUUGAAAUGACCAUCAGAAUAUUCUCUAAACUUUAAGGCUCCUAAUCCGUGAUCGGAAAUUUUAUUUCUGAGGCUCCGUAUCCAUGAGUGCACAAAUUCUCGCAGAAAUUUGGGAUUUAACUAAUUCUCUCAUGCCGAAACCAGAUUAGAUACAAACCAGAUUAGAUACAUACCAGUAGUUAAAUCAGAGUUAAACGCCAAAAAUAUUAUAUUCACAAUUUCACUAAGCAAAAAGCAAACAACCAAAACAUCAAUAGCCACUACAAUGUCGAAACAUGAUUUUGUCAUGAGUUCUGUACCAUUUGCUUGAUUUUGUGGACCCAAGACUAUGGUGUAUCGACAUUAACUAGCUAGCUAACAUUAGCAUGCUAGCGACGCUAGUCAGCACAGGCUGCUACGUGAUAAUCAGUUCGCGUUAGCUACCUAGCUAGCCAGCCUAGCUAGCUCUAGUCCAAUGGAAACCGAUGCAGCCCUACUGGCUACGUGGCUAGCAAGAUGACUAGUGGUGACAGUGAGGUCCGUAUGAGAUUCAACGCUUUAAUGUCAUCGUGCAGAAUUUAGUGUCAUCGUGCAGAAAUAGCAAAAAAAAAAUAACUGUUUGAUGAGCUAGCUAAGUUAGCUAGCAAGAUAGCUAUGACAGUUACCAGUGUGCAUGCACAAAUGCAUUUUUAUUUAUUUAUUUUAUUUCACCUUUAUUUAACCAGGUAAGCCAGUUGAGAACAAGUUCUCAUUUACAACUGCGACCUGGCCAAGAUAAAAACAACAACACAGAGUUACAUAUGGGGUAAAACAAAACAUAAAGUCAAAAAUACAACAGAAAAUAUAUAUACAGUGUGUGCAAAUGUAGCAAAUGUAGCAUGACGACACAUUGUAUCUAAAGUCAGGAAGAGCAUCUGCUAAAACGACUCAAAUGUAAAUAGAACACAUAUACAUGUACAUUUACAUCAUUUAGCAGACGCUCUUAUCCAGAGCGACUUACAAAUUGGUGCAUUCAACUUAUGAUAGCCAGUGGGACAACCACUUUUCUUUUUGUUUUAUUUGUUUUAUGGGGGGGGGUAGAAGGAUUACUUUAUACUAUUCCAGGGAUGUAGCUCAGUUGAUAGAGCAUGGCGUUUGCAACGCCAGGGUUGUGGGCUCGAUUCCCACAGGGGGGGCCAGUAUGAAUAAUAAUAUGUAUUCACUAACUGUAAGUCGCUCUGGAUAAGAGCGUCUGCUAAAUGACUAAAAUGUAAAUGUAUUCCUUAAAGAGACAUUAAUGAUAGCUAGUAUGAAAAACCCAGUGACCACUAGAUGUCCUCGUAUACCCAUAUUUGGAUCAAAUGCACUUGAUUUUUCAUCCGUACUGUGUGAAUGACAAGCCCAUUCAAUCUAUUUUGGGGUAUCUAUAAUAAUUAUACUUAUAUAUUGUACUGCAGAUCAUUUGUAUUCAUGAAUGGUUACAUGUGAGCUUCGUUGCAUCCCCUAUCUUCUAGUAAGUAGUGUAAGAAGGCAUUUGAUAUCACAAAGUAUACAGUAUUUCCAUUUCUUAGUGCUGAGCGAUUAACCAAUUAUUAUUAUUAUUAUUUUAGUUUUUUAAACAACUAAUUGACCAACUUCGGUUCAAUUAUUUGAAUUCCAUUUUGUUCGUUUUUCUUUUUCUUCUUCUGUGCGCUGUUUCUCUAGAGAUAAAUCAGUUCUAGCCUGAACUGUGCGAUGUAGUAGGGAGUUGUAGUUUCCAACAGGCCAAUAUCCUACAUAGUUUAGCGCAUAAAAUGUGGUAAUUAACUACAAUGACCAUAAUCCAUUGCGCAACUACUUUUCCGGUCUGUGUUUCUUUUACGCCCGCUACAGAAGAGGCAGAAAAAUGCGCGAUUGUGAGGGGAUAUAGAGAGCAGCUGUUGCUUCGUGAUAUAUCUCUACCUGAAAAUACAUAUUCAGCAGUCAUAAAAGUAUGCCUUAUUUACUUUGAAGAACUACUAAAAUAGUGAUUUAGUCAGACAACAGCUCUAUAGAGAUGAGAUGAUGACUUGGAAUUAAAUAAAAAAGUAAUCAAAUAAAACUAAUGGAAUAUACACAAAUGUAAUAUAUUUUAUUAAAGCGAUGUGAAUAAAUGAUGGUUAAUAAGUGAUUAGCAGUAAUGGGCAGUCACUACCAUCAUGGGACUUGUAUUAAUUGUUUUAUUCUGUGUUGUUACAGCAUUCAACUCAAAUAAUCGAAACCGAAACUGAACCGACCUCAAAAAGCACUAAUCGCUAAUUUCUCCUGGAUUGCCAUUUCUCAUUUAGUUAGCCUCACCUCAACCCCAGAAAUGCGAAUCAAUUAUCAAAUCAGUUUACAGAGAAAAUACAUAGAUCCAUAAUUGUUCUCCAAAAUCUCCCAGAUAUGUUAAUAUACACACCAAAUGCAAUAGUGACAUUUUACACCAGUGCAGCAAGCUAGUGGACUCUAUCAUGUACUGUUGAAAUGGGGAUAUGAUGAUACCUAGUGGUCGCAUGGUUGAUUUCUCCCUAACCAUCAUUUAUACAGUGCAUUCGGAAAGUAUUCAGACCCCUUCCCUUUUUCCACAUUUUGUUACAUUACAGCCUUAUUUUAAAAUUGAUUAAAUUAACAUUUUCCUCAUCAAUCUACACACAAUAUUCCAUAAUGGCAAAGUCAAAAAUGGGUUUUUAGAAUUUUUAGCAAAUUUAUUACAAAUAAAAAACAGAAAUACUUUAUUUACAUAAGUAUUCAGACCCUUUGCUAUGAGACUCGAAAUUGAGCUCAGGUGCAUCCUGUUUCCAUUGAUCGUCCUUAAGAUGUUUCUACAACUUGAUUGGAGUCCACCUGUGGUAAAUUCAAAUGAUUGGACAUGAUUUGGAAAAGCACACACCUGUCUAUAUAAGGUCCCACAGUUGACAGUGCAUGUCAGAGCAAAAACCAAGCCAUGAGGUCGAAGGGAUUGUCCGUAGAGCUCCGAGACAGGAUUGUGUCGAGGCACAGAUCUGUGGAAAGGUACCAAAAACAUUCUGCAGCAUUGAAGGUCCCCAAGAACACAGUGGCCUCCAUCAUUCUAUUUCUUUUUUUACUCUUUACCGCUUUUUCUCCCCAAUUGGUAGUUACAGUCUUGUCCCAUCGCUGCAACUGCCGUACGGAUUCGGGAGAGGCGAAGGUCGAGAGCCAUGCGUCCUCCGAAACACUGCUUGCUUAGCCAGCCGCACUAAUGUGUCGGAGAAAACACAGUGUCAGCGUGCAUGCGCCCGGCCCGCCACAGGAGUCGCUAGAGCGCGACGGGACAAGGACAUCCCGGCCGGCCAAACCCUCCCCUAACCCGGACGACGCUGGGCCAAUUGUGCGUCGCCUCAUGGGUCUUCCGGUCGCGGCUGUCUGCGACACAGACUGUGAUCGAACCCGGAUCUGUAGUGACACCUUAAGUACUGCAGUGCCUUAGACCACUGCGCCACUGAUGGUCACUCUGACAAAGCUCCAGAGUUCCUAUGUGGAGAUGGGAGAACCUUUCAGAAGAACAACCAUCUCUGCAGCACUCCACCAAUCAGGCCUUUAUGGUAGAGUGGCCAGACGGAAGCCACUCUUCAGUAAAAGGCACAUAACAGCCCACUUGGAGUUUGCCAAAAGGCACCUAAAGGACUCUCAGACUAUGAGAAACAAGAUUCUCUGGUCUGAUGAAACCAAGAUUAAACUAUUUGGCAUGAAUGCAAGCGUCACGUCUGGAGGAAACCUGGCACCAUCCCUACGGUGAAGCAUGAUGGUGGCAGCAUCAUGCUGUGGGGUUGUUUUUCAGCGGCAGGGACUGGGAAACUAGUCAGGAUCGAGGGAAAGAUGAACGGAGCAAAGUACAGAGAGAUCCUUGAUGAAAACCUGCUCCAGAGCGCUCAGGACCUCAGACUGGGGGCGAAGGUUCACCUUCCAACAGGACAACGACCCUAAGCACACAGCCAAGACAACGCAGGAGUGGCUUCGGGACAAGUCUCUGAAUGUCCUUGAGUGGCCCAGCCAGAGCCCGGACUUGAACCCGAUCGAACAUCUCUGGAGAGACCUGAAAAUAGCUGUGCAGCGACGCUCCCCAUCCAUCCUGACAGAGCUUGAGAGGAUCUGCAGAGGAGAAUGGGAGAACCUCCCCAAAUACAGGUGUGCCAAGCAUGUAGCAUCAUACCCAAAAAUAAUCAAGGCUGUAAUCGCUGCCAAAGGUGCUUCAACAAAGUACUGAGUAAAGGGUUUGAAUACGUAAAUGUGAUAUUUCAGUUUUAUUUUUUUUAUAAAUUAGCAGAAAUGUUUAAAAACCUGUUUUUGCUUUGUCAUUAUGGGGUACUGUUUGUAGAUUGAUGAGGGGGGGGGGGAAAACGUAUUUAAUCCAUUUUAGAAUAAGGCUGUAACGUAACAACAUGUGGAAAAAGUCUAGGGGUCUGAAUACUUUACCGAAUGCACUGUAUCUCCCCAUCGCUGUUCACUUUAUGUUGUUAUCUGUUAGGUCCCUGAAAACUGUCUCCACUGAAAACACCAGAGUCGGUCUACCAUCUAUGACAACACUGGUCCUGCCAUGCAUGCAAAGCUAGCUAGCGUCCUCUUUGAUAACUGGUAUACCUUGCUAGCUAAUUUAGCUAGCUCAUCAAACAGUAUUCUCUUUGCUAUUUCUGCACGAUAAAACGUAUUAGGGCCUUGAGUCUCAUAUGGAUCUUACUGUCACCACUGGUCAUCCAGCUAGCCAUUGGACUAGACUAGAGCUUACUAGCUAGGUAGCUAAUGCUGGCUAGCUAGCUAACACUAGCGUCGCUAGCAAGCUAACGUUAGCUAGCUAGCUAAUGACGAUACACCAUAGUCGUGGAUCCACAAAAUCGAGCAAAUGUUACUGAACUCGUGACAAAAUCAUGUUUUGACACAGAAAUAAAAGAUCCGUUCGGGAAUUAGAAGCCACUCCAAAACUUUAAUAAUAAGGUAAUAUACCUUAUUGUUAGAAAAGCUGCCAGUUGAUGAAAGUAAGUAUGUUGAAAGCUGCCAAAUGUUUACAAAAGAACAAACCAAAUGGCAGGGCUGCUGUUUGGUUAACAAAAAAGGAGAACUAAUGAAGGUUUGUGGCUUUAAUAAACUGUAUAUUUUCUCUGUCUCCUCUUCUCUCUCUCCCCAUCCCUUCCUCCCUUCCCCUCCUCCCUCCUCCCCCCUCUCUUCCUCUUCUCCCCCGUCUCCUCCACUCUCUCCAUCCCCCCUCUCCUCCACUCUCUCCACCCCCUCUCCCCAGCUCUCUCCAGUGGUCUCCAGGGCCAGAGUGCCUCGUCUGUCUCGUCAGAGAUCAAGUCAGAGGACGAGGGGGAUGAGAACCUGCAGGAUGCCAGAUCUAUGGAGGCCAAGAAAGAGGAGCCUGACAACAAGGACCUCAAGUCUAUUGAUAGGUCAAGAUCUAGAUCACAUCUAUUGAUAGGUCAAGAUCUAGAUCACAUCUAUUGAUAGGUCAAGAUCUAGGUAGCCAUGUCCACAUUGCUCGCUUCAUUUAAAUACCACUUACAACGGAUUUUGAUGAAGUGAACAGUGUGAUUUCGAUGAAGUGAACAGUGUGAUUUUGAUGAAGUGAACAGUGUGAUUUUGAUGAAGUGAACAGUGUGAUUUUGAUUAAGUGAACAGUGUGAUUUGAGGGACAGCUAAAUUAAUUAAUCAACAACGACUAGAAAGACUUGGAUAACCCACAAAGUGAAAUACAUUCUCAAAUAUACUUGCUUAUCUAUCUGCAACAUUGUUCUUAACUACAUAGACAUUAUGACAGUAAAAUACAAAAACAUACUUUUAAAUUUGCCAAAAGGUUUUCCAACACUCACAUCACACUUACAUUUCUGUUGAAUGCAUACAUACUUUAAUAACAAAUCAAUCAAAUCAAUCAUUCAUUGUUUUCUCAGAAGUUCUUCUCCUUUGGGUAAUUCCGUAAUUCCAGUCUUGUCUAUGGACUUGAGCCGUGUUUUAGCUGUCUCUCACACACCAGCGAAGGCCCCCACUUCCUCAUUCCCAAGCUGCACCAUCCAGGAUAAACGCUGUGAUAUCACUGCGUUUAUAGCCCUUCCGCCUGGAAUGAUACAAUCAGACAUUUUCGGACCCCAACCCCAGAUGAAAUACUGCUUAACGAUCAAAAGAUCAAUAAGAUGCAAAUCAUGCAUUGCGUUGAAAUCAGGCAUGAAGUUGAAUUUCCAUUGGUGUAAUUGCAUGAACCAGAAAAUCAGUGCUUGACUAUUGGACUUGCAUGACGAUGAAUAGAUGCAUUGAACGAUUGAAAUAGGCAUGACAUUGAACGUGCAUUCAAGAUUGAAUAGAUCAUUGAACGAUGUGAAUAUGGCAUUGAACAUUGAAUAGAUGCAUGAACGAUGAAAAUAGUUCUUGGAAACGAUGAAAUGAUGAUGAACGAUAAAAUGAUGCUUGACUUGUGAUGCUUGAACGUGAAAUAGUGCAUUGAACGAUUGAAAAUAGAUGCAUUGAACGAUUCAAAAUAGAUGCAUUGAACGAUUGAAAAUAGAUGCAUUGAACGAUUGAAAAUAGGUCAUUGAACGAUUGAAAUAGAUGCAUUGAACGAUUGAAAAUAGGUGCAUUGAACGAUUGAAAAUAGAUGCAUUGAACGAUUGAAAAUAGGUGCAUUGAACGAUUGAAAAUAGAUGCAUUGAACGAUUGAAAAUAGAUGCAUUGAACGAUUGAAAAUAGAUGCAUUGAAACGACUUGAAAAUAGAUGCAUGAACGAUUGAAAAAUAGAUGCAUUGAACGAUUGAAUAAUGCAUUGAACGUUGAAAAUAUGCAUGAACGAUUGAAAAUAGGUGCAUUGAACGAUUGAAAAUAGAUGCAUUGAACGAUUGAAAAUAGAUGCAUUGAAUGAUUGAAAAUUAAUUGUUUUCAGGUUACAACACCAUCUACAUAUAGAUACAGUAUAGCCAGCUGUACAGGUAAAUGGUUAGGCAUCACAACUCCUAUAAACAGAGAUUUAGACUGAACCUGGCUUCAUCCAUUAGUGGUGGCAUUUCAAAAGGGUUAGGGAUGGGUAACGUUGGUUUAGCCGUAGCUGCUGGCGCUGACUGGUCCCCUGUCGGUCCCACAGCAACGCGGAUGACGAGGACUUGUCUCCGGAGCAGAAGAUCGAACGUGAGAAGGAGCGCAGGAUGGCCAAUAACGCCCGGGAGCGGCUGCGAGUCCGAGACAUCAACGAGGCCUUCAAGGAGCUGGGCCGCAUGGUGCAGCUGCACCUGAAGAGCGACAAGCCACAGACCAAACUGCUCAUACUGCAUCAGGCCGUGGCCGUCAUACUGAGUUUGGAGCAGCAAGUCAGAGGCAAGGGACCUGACACACACACACAUAAAUAUAUAUAUAUAUAUAUAUAUAUAUAUAUAUAUAUAUAUAUAUAUAUAUAUAUAUAUAUAUAUAUAUAUAUAUAUAUAUAUACAGUACCAGUCAAAUGUUUGGACACACCUGCUCAUUCAAGGGUUUUUCUUUAUUUUUUACUAUUUUCUACAUUGUAGAAUAAUAGUAAAGACAUCAAAACUAUGAAAUAACACAUAUGGAAUCAUGUAGUAACCAAAAAAAAAAGUGUUUAACAAAUCAAAAUGUAUUUUAUAUUUGAGAUUCUUCAAAGUGGCCACCCUUUGCCUUGAUGACAGCUUUGCACACUCUUGGCAUUCUCUCAACCAGCAUCAUGAGGUAGUCACCUGGAAUGCAUUUCAAUUAACAGGUGUGCCUUCUUAAAAGUUAAUUUGUGGAAUUUCUUUCCUUCUUAAUGUGUUUGAGCCAAUCAGUUGUGUUGUGACAAGGUAGGGGGGGUAUACAGAAGAUAGCCCUAUUUGGUAAAAUACCAAGUCCAUAUUAUGGCAAGAACAGCUCAAAUAAGCAAAGAGAAACUACAGUCCAUCAUUACUUUAAGACAUGAAGGUCAGUCAAUACGGAAAAUGUCAAGAACUUUGAAAGUUUCUUCAAGUGCAGUCGUAAAAACCAUCAAGCGCUAUGAUGAAACUGGCUCUCAUGAGGACCGCCACAGGAAAGGAAGACCCAGAGUUUCCUCUGCUGCAGAGGAUAAGUUCAUUAAGUUAACUGCACCUCAGAUUGCAGCCCAAAUAAAUGCUUCACAGAGUUCAAGUAACAGACACAUCUCAACAUCAACUGUUCAGAGGAGACUGUGUGAAUCAGGCCUUCAUGGUCAAAUUGCUGCAAAGAAACCACUACUAAAGGACACCGAUAAGAAGAAGAGACUUGCUUGGGCCAAGAUACACGAGCAAUGGACAUUAGACCGGUGGAAAUUUGUCCUUUGGUCUGGAGUCUAAAUUGGAGAUUUUUGGUUCAAACCGCUGUGUCUUUGUGAGACACAGUGUGGAUGAACGGAUGAUCUCCGCAUGUGUAGUUCCCACCGUAAAGCAUGGAGGAGGAGGUGUUAUGGUGUGGGGGUGCUUUGCUGGUGAUUUAUUUAGAAUUCAAGGCACACUUAACCAGCAUGGCUACCACAGCAUUCUGCAGCGAUACACCAUCCCAUCUGAUUUGGGCUUAGUGAGACUAUCAUUUGUUUUUCAACACGACAAUGACCCAACACACCUCUAGGCUGUGUAAGGGCUAUUUGACCAAGAAGGAGAGUAAUGGAGUGCUGCAUCAGAUGACCUGGCCUCCACAAUCUCCCGACCUCAACCAAAUUGAGAUGGUUUGGGAUGAGUCGGACCGCAGAGGGAAGGAAUGCAGCCAACAAGUGCUUAGCAUAUGUGGGAACUCCUUCAAGACUGUUGGAAAAGCAUUCCAGGUGAAGCUGGUUGAGAGAAUGCCAAGACUGUGCAAAGCUGUGGUCAAGGGAAUGGGUGGCUAUUUGAAGAAUCUCAAAUAGAAAAUAUAUUUUGAUUUGUUUAACACUUUUUUGGUUACUACAUGAUUCCAUAUGUGUUAUUUUAUAGUUUUGAUGUCUUCACUAUUAUUCUACAAUGUAGAAAAUAGUACAAAUAAAGAAAAACACUUGAUUGAGUAGGUGUUCUAAAACUUUUGACCGGUAGUGUUUAUAUGUAUAUAUAUACAUAGGGACCUGACACACACACACACACACACACACAUAUAUAUAUAUAUAUACAGGGACACACACAUAUAGAGACACAGACAUAGAGACACACACACAUAGAGACACAGACAUAGAGAAAGACACACAUAGAGACAGACACACACAGACACACAUAGAGACAGACACACAUAGAGACAGACACACAUAGAGACAGACACACAUAGACACACAUAGAGACAGACACACAUAGAGACAGACACACACAGACACACAUAGAGACAGACACACAUAGAGACAGAUACACAUAGAGACAGACACACAUAGAGACAGACACACAUAGAGACAGACACACAAGAUUUCACUUGCUGCUCCUGGCUCAGUAUGUGGCUCAGUAUGUGUGGGUGUGUGUGUGUGUGUGUAGUAGUGGUAGGAGUAGUAUUAGUAUUAGUAUUAGUAGUAGUAGUAGUAGUAGUAGUAGUAGUAGUAGUAGUAGUAGUAGUAGUGGUAGUAGUGGUAGGAGUAGUAGUAGUAGUAGUAGUAGUAGUAGUAGUAGUAGUAGUAGUAGUAGUAGUAGUAGUAGUAGUAGUAGUAGCAGCAGUAUUAGUAAUAGUAGUAGUAGUAGUAGUAGUAGUAGUAGUAGUAGUAGUAGUAGUAGUAGUAGUAGUAGUACUUUAUAAAUAUAUUUCUAGUACUAGUACUCUUACUACUACUACACACACACAUACACACACACCUACUGAGCCUGGAGCAGCAAAUCAGAGGUCAGAGAAAAUACACACACACACACACACCAACACACACCAGGGUGCAUUAUUCUUUAGGCCUGGCUGUGGCUGAAUCUUAACAUUUAAGUCAAAUUUUCACUCAGCUUCCUAUUGAUGUCAAUGCAUUACUAAGUGAAAAUCUGAUUUAAGUGAAAUUAGGAUUGGCUCCAUAGUUUUAACAGAUAUAGAACAAUAUUUUCUCAGAUCCACACGGUGGCGCUGCUCCAGUUCUUAAAGACUUACUUGUGUGUUUGCGUCCCGUCCGUCUGUGUGGCGUCUGUGUCUCUAGAGAGGAACCUGAACCCUAAGGCUGCGUGUCUGAAGAGACGCGAGGAGGAAAAAGGUUCGUCGGACGGCGGCGCGGCACUCUCCCUGGCCGGGGCACACCACGCCAUGGGGGACGCCUCCAACCCAAUGGGACAAAUGUAAAAACCCCCUAAAUGGUCAGAAGAUAUUCACUUUAAACUAAUCUGCUGUGAAAACACGUGUACCAUAACUUACCAUUAACCUAAAACAAUUGGGUGGAUAACAAUUAUAAUUGAAGAAGAAAAAAAGCAUUCUGGCUCCAUUUGCCAAGAAAGUAAUACAAAAUAGUAAAAUGGUUAAAAAAAAUAAAUACAAAAAAUCUAGUUAUCAGUCUUCCACAGUGGCUUGGCUCGCAUUGUGAAAAUGGCUUGAAUUGUCGUUUUGACGACAUUUGCAACCCAGAUGAAUAAUACAAACUCAAUCAGAAUUACAGGACAAAUGAUGACAAUGUGGAUCAUUUCUCCCACGUAGCCUUUUAGUCCAAAUUGAUUGAAAUUGAAUGAGCGGAGUUGCUAACAAUGGAGGGGCCGUAAUCAAAGCCUACGACCUAUUGAAACAAUACCCCGGGUACAUUUUAACAACAGAUUGGCAGUAAGUGUGUGCUCGUUUUGUUCUGCUGUGUGUGUGUAGUUGACUUGCUUUAACUCAUUGUGUGAAACUCAAGUGAAAACUAUCCUGUGGUUUUGAUUGUGUGAUGCGUUGUAUUGUUUUGAUUCGAUCGUUUCACACGGUCUAUAAUUGAAUGUCAUGCGUACACUAUGAGAAAGACAGUAGUAUGAAAAAACAUUUACAUUUUUUAGUCAGUGCGUUCAACAAAGUUCAGUAGGGGAAAACAACCACCAAUUACAGUCAUUGAAACCUUUCUUCUUGACAGGCCUCUCCUAAGCCAGUUCUUCAACCAGAUGGUGUAGUUAAUUAACUAAGUGUUAUCAGUGAACAAAGAGGAUAGGAGAGAAUGUGAAGAAUGCUGAUUGUCUCCACAUCGUAGAGAUAUGGAGUACAGCACCUCGUAGUGAGGUACCUGAAGGUUGGAUGUGUUUUCUCGAUAUCUUAAUCUUAUGUGGAAGGCACAUACGUUUAGGGCCUUUUGAAGGUUAUUUUUAGGGCCUAGGGUGUCCAUCUCAAUGUUUUACCUUUAGUUCCUUCUCAGUUGUGUGUGUGUCUGUCUGUCCGUCUGUCUGUCUGUCUGUCUGUCUGUCUGUCUGUCUGUCUGUCUGUCUGUCUGUCUCUCUGUCCGUCUGUGUCUGUAUGUCUGUCUGUCUGUCUGUUUAUGUGUCUGUCUGUCUGUCUGUCUGUGUGUGUGUGUGUGUGUGUGUGUGUGUGUGUGUGUGUGUGUGUGUGUGUGUGUGUGUGUGUGUGUGUGUGUGUGUGUGUGUGUGUGUGUGUGUGUGUUUGUUGAUUGGUUUGUACAGGUAACAGGUGAGUACAGUGUCCCACAGCUGUCUCUAACCCCCUUCUGUCCUCCUGUAGGUCCAAGCUCCCGGAGUUCAUCAAGAUGAUGAGCGACCACUUCCUUUGACAACAUUCUCCUAUUUCCUGAACCAAUCAAUCAACCGAUCACGUCAAUCAA